ACACUCACACACACACACACACACAUAUGGGCUUGGCACUCCGCGAGUUUCUGUUACACCCGGGGUCGUGCUAGUAGGCGGCACUAAUGGUAGCCACGGCAGGUGUAGGUUUUUCGUAGGUGACUGUGUCAACAGAUGUGUCUGUGUCAUAGCAGAAGCACUGCGGCUGGGGGAUCCGAGGCUUGCAUACGCAGUGGUCGACUGGGAAGCAAGAACAUGGAGGACAUCAUUUCACCCUUCACGCAGACACAAGGGCUAAUAACAGCUAGCUAGCUGACUGACACUAAGACUCCGCCAUGGCUAACAGUACUACCAAGACUCCAGCCUCAGAUCCAGCCCCAGCCCUAUCCUCAGCAACAGCCCCAGACCUCUCCCCAGCCUCAUCUCCCACCCUUCCCCCAGCUGUCUCCCCAGCCCCAAUUAUUGCCCUCACGCUAGGGCUUUCCCCAGCCUUUUCCCCCGCCUCAACUCCAACACGUGCCGCAACCCUCUCCCCAGCCUCAGCCCCCAACUCAGUCGUCUACUGCAAGCUGUGCCUUAGUGAGAAACCCUCGGUGGCGACCAGUAAACUGCACACCUGCGACUGUGUCUUCUGUACUCUGUGUCUGCAGCAGUAUGUCCGGCUGGCCAUCCGGGAUGGCGGGGGCGCUCCCAUCACCUGUCCUGACAUGGCCUGUCAGAAGAUUGGAGCACUGCUGGACUCUGAGAUCGCUUGUUUCGUCUCUGCAGAACAAGUGGAGCUGUACCAGCGGCUGAGGUUUGAGCGAGGGGUGCAGCUGGACCCCAGUAAGGUGUGGUGCCCGGUGCUGGAGUGCCAGGCUGUGUGCUCUGUGGGGCCCUCUACGGAGGGCAGGCCCACAUCGGUGCCCUGCCAGGACUGCCACGCCGUCUUCUGCUCCGGGUGCCGAGGAGCCUGGGACAGCGGGCACUCCUGCCCGGAGCGGCCGCCCAUGACGUCCCCCUCCUCUGGCGGAAGGGCCCAGUCUUGCAGCGAGGCAGACCCCCCCAUCAAGCAGUGUCCGAUGUGCGGGGUCUACAUAGAGAGGAACCAGGGCUGCGCCCAGAUGCUGUGUAAAAGCUGCAAACACACCUUCUGUUGGUACUGUCUCCAGAGCCUAGAUGGGGACAUAUUCUUGAGACACUAUGACAAGGGCCCCUGCAGAAAUAAGCUGGGACACUCAAGAGCCUCGGUAAUGUGGAACCGGACACAGGUGGUGGGGAUCCUGGUUGGGGUGAGUGUGGUGGUGCUGGUGACCUCCCCCCUCCUGCUGCUGGCCUCCCCCUGCAUCCUGUGCUGCGUGUGUAAGCCCUGUGCCGGCUCCAAGAUGAGGAAGAGGAAGAAGAGGAAGGAGCCCAGCCAGACAGAGCCUAGUCAGAUGGACCCCGACGCAUAACAGAGCUCUCACACACACACACACACACACACACACACACACACAGAGUGAUAGGCAUACACACACACACUCAAAUAGAUGGGAAAAUGGGUAUGUAGACACACACUAGCAGGGAGGUAGGAAUACACACACACACACAGUACAAUCCCACGUUCAUAUCCUCACAUUCAUACACUCUUGUACAGUACUGCAGAGCACAGUGCUGUUUUCAUGUGCCAAGCCUCAUGAUGCCAAACCAGUCUUGUUAGGUGCACAAGUGCCUCAUACUACAGUGCCUGGUAUUUGGUGGUAUUUGUUUUGCCUUCCAUUCUAUUAUGCAAACCUAGGCGUUGUUUAUUAAAUAAACAACUGUAACACAGUAGGAGAAUCCUAUUAACCAAUGCAAACUAUAAUUUCGUAAUGUGCAAAGGGAUGGGUGUUAUGGUGCACUCUGUAGGGUACUGAGGGACAUCAUAUAGGGCUUCAACUGUGCACAUGGAGAGGGUUUUCUGCUGUGAAUGUUUAUUGUCUCCACCUGGAGUGUCCAGACAGUACGGAUGGGUCAUGUGUGCUACUCUGAUGUAUGUCAAUGUAUAUUUAUGGGUGUGUGUAUGGUGUCCCGUGCUGUUUCUACUCUUUGGUUGAUGUUUGUGCAUCAGAUAUUUUGUAAAAGCUCCAUUGUAAUUGAAAUAAACAUCCGAUGUUGAACAUG
This is a messenger RNA of Osmerus eperlanus (European smelt), 2085 nucleotides long. It is a transcript of the gene rnf144b, whose product is annotated as ring finger protein 144B. Gene Ontology annotation, molecular function: zinc ion binding; ubiquitin protein ligase activity; ubiquitin conjugating enzyme binding. The record is from RefSeq and is a predicted model, not a curated record. Gene Ontology annotation, biological process: ubiquitin-dependent protein catabolic process; positive regulation of proteasomal ubiquitin-dependent protein catabolic process; protein polyubiquitination. The coding region runs from base 297 to 1394 and encodes 365 amino acids. The transcript is spliced from 9 exons. Lineage: Eukaryota; Metazoa; Chordata; Actinopteri; Osmeriformes; Osmeridae. Gene Ontology annotation, cellular component: cytoplasm; mitochondrial membrane; ubiquitin ligase complex.